Messenger RNA from Guyanagaster necrorhizus, 724 nucleotides. RefSeq lists its product as uncharacterized. The transcript has 3 exons. The record is from RefSeq and is a predicted model, not a curated record. Lineage: Eukaryota; Fungi; Basidiomycota; Agaricomycetes; Agaricales; Physalacriaceae. Gene Ontology annotation, molecular function: protein binding. Bases 71 to 559 code for a protein of 162 amino acids.
UUCGGAAUCAGUGAGGCUCUGUUUCUCUUCCGAAUGUCGCGUAAAGUGGAGGCAACAACGAUACUGUUGAAUGUUAUCGCGAGCAAACCUUGGAUAUGGGCCGCCUAGUGUCUUUUUGGAGACUAUUGAUUCCGAAAAAGAGUAUAACGAUGUCUUGGCUCGGAUACCACUACUAGCGAAUCACCCCGUGGUCUACAUGUUUCGAGUGAAGAUGCUCAACGAUCUCCACUUGGCCUCAACGCAAGUCCAAAUAUGCGACAACCUCCUCGGUUCCGAAUUCUUUCCGGCCAGCUUAUGGGUUAUGUCCAUGAAAAGCCGCAGAUAUGCCUGCCUAUCCAGCGUUACCUUUUAUGGUCCCAUGGUUAUUGCCAAGAUUUUGAACUCGUCAGAGUACAGGGAUGCGCAAGUGCAGUUCGAGCGCAUCCUUUCCCUAGAACCUGACCGGCUUGAAGACAUAGAUUUCUUCUCUGAUAUUCUCUAUGUGAUGGAUAACAAUGAGAAGCGCUCGUUUUACGCUCACAAGUUUCAGGAAAAAGACAAGAACCGGCCAGAGGUGUGAUGCUUCAUUGGCAAUGCGUGUUCGACCCGUACAGAGCAUGAGGAUGCAGUAAAAUAUUUUCGGGGCGCUACCUACCUGGAUCGGACUUACCACGCAUGGGCUUCAGUGGGCCAUGAGUAUAUCUCGUGAUGGGUAAUACUCAUGCCGCCAUCGAAGCAUAUCGUC